GAGCUGUGGAACAAGGAGGAGGGUGGAGAGGGUGGAGGAGAGGAGGGUGGUGAGGGUGGAGGAGAGGAGGGUGGUGAGGGUGGAGGAGAGGAGGGUGGAGGAGAGGAGGGUGGAGGAGAGGAGGGUGGAGGAGAGGAGGGUGGUGAGGGUGAAGGAGAGGAGAGGAGGGUGGUGAGGGUGGAGGAGAGGAGGGUGGAGGAGAGGAGGGUGGUGAGGGUGGAGGAGAGGAGGGUGGUGAGGGUGGAGGAGAGGAGGGUGGUGAGGGUGGAGGAGAGGAGGGUGGAGGAGAGGAGGGUGGAGGAGAGGAGGGUGGAGGAGAGGAAGAUGGUGAGGGUGGAGGAGAGGAGGGUGGAGGAGAGGGUGUUGGACGCUGAUCAGGCCCUGCUUUUACCAGCUUCCUGCCUCCAAAUAACAUAAUUUUUACCAAAACAGGUGUCCGUCCGCUUUGUUAUUGUUUGAAUCGCAGAUUGCCCCUUUAAUAGAUUCCUGCCUCCCAGUAACAUCAGAACCAACUAGGCCGGCUUCCCUUCCCUCUCUAAUGGACACAACACACUGUUUUUGUGGUCGUCUCUGUCAAAAAGGAGGUUGGUUCUUCUUACACUAAAUAGACAAACUAAAUCCAAAGUAUUCCUUUACUUAGCGACUUUUGAAUGUAUUGUUUUUUCUGGCUUGCAGCACUGCAGCAGUGGAAAAUACUUAGGCACAGAAACGUUAUGGUCAAAGCCUUCUCCAGUGUGUAUCAAUGUGUUUGCCUCUGUCCACAGGUCUCAGCUGGCCAUGAAGUACCUGGACCCGGCCUUCACCCCUCUGACCAAUGCCCUGAACGAGGGCCUCCAGGAGAACACCUCCAAAUGGCGCUAUAACAGAACGGCUUUCACAGAACAGAGGUGAAGUAGCCUAUAGGAUACAGUGGGGAAAAAAAGUAUUUAGUCAGCCACCAAUUGUGCAAGUUCUCCCACUUAAAAAGUUGAGAGAGGCCUGUAAUUUUCAUCAUAGGUACAAGUCAACUAUGACAGACAAAAUGAGAGAAAAAAAUCCAGAAAAUCACAUUGUAGGAUUUUUAAUGAAUUUAUUUGCAAAUUAUGGUGGAAAAUAAGUAUUUGGUCAAUAACAAAAGUUUCUCAAUACUUUGUUAUAUACCCUUUGUUGGCAAUGACACAGGUCAAACGUUUUCUGUAAGUCUUCACAAGGUUUUCACACACUGUUGCUGGUAUUUUGGCCCAUUCCUCCAUGCAGAUCUCCUCUAGAGCAGUGAUGUUUUGGGGCUGUCGCUGGGCAACACGGACUUUCAACUCCCUCGAAAGAUUUUCUAUGGGGUUGAGAUCUGGAGACUGGCUAGGCCACUCCAGGACCUUGAAAUGCUUCUUACGAAGCCACUCCUUCGUUGCCCGGGCGGUGUGUUUGGGAUCAUUGUCAUGCUGAAAGACCCAGCCACGUUUCAUCUUCAAUGCCCUUGCUGAUGGAAGGAGGUUUUCACUCAAAAUCUCACGAUACAUGGCCCCAUUCAUUCUUUCCUUUACACGGAUCAGUCGUCCUGGUCCCUUUGCAGAAAAACAGCCCCAAAGCAUAAUGUUUCCACCCCCAUGCUUCACAGUAGGUAUGGUGUUCUUUGGAUGCAACUCAGCAUUCUUUGUCCUCCAAACACGACGAGUUGAGUUUUUACCAAAAAGUUCUAUUUUGGUUUCAUCUGACCAUCUGACAUUCUCCCAAUCCUCUUCUGGAUCAUCCAAAUGCACUCUAGCAAACUUCAGACGGGCCUGGACAUGUACUGGCUUAAGCAGGGGGACACGUCUGGCACUGCAGGAUUUGAGUCCCUGGUGGCGUAGUGUGUUACUGAUGGUAGGCUUUGUUACUUUGGUCCCAGCUCUCUGCAGGUCAUUCACUAGGUCCCCCGUGUGGUUCUGGGAUUUUUGCUCACCGUUCUUGUGAUCAUUUUGACCCCACGGGGUGAGAUCUUGCAUGGAGCCCCAGAUCGAGGGAGAUUAUCAGUGGUCUUGUAUGUCUUCCAUUUCCUAAUAAUUGCUCCCACAGUUGAUUUCUUCAAACCAAGCUGCUUACCUAUUGCAGAUUCAGUCUUCCCAGCCUGGUGCAGGUCUACAAUUUUGUUUCUGGUGUCCUUUGACAGCUCUUUGGUCUUGGCCAUAGUGGAGUUUGGAGUGUGACUGUUUGAGGUUGUGGACAGGUGUCUUUUAUACUGAUAACAAGUUCAAACAGGUGCCAUUAAUUCAGGUAACGAGUGGAGGACAGAGGAGCCUCUUAAAGAAGAAGUUACAGGUCUGUGAGAGCCCGAUAUCUUGCUUGUUUGUAGGUGACCAAAUACUUAUUUUCCACCAUAAUUUGCAAAUAAAUUCAUAAAAAAUCCUACAAUGUGAUUUUCUGGAUUUUCUUUUCUCAAUUUGUCUGUCAUAGUUGACGUGUACCUAUGAUGGAAAUUACAGGCCUCUCUCAUCUUUUUAAGUGGGAGAACUUGCACAAUUGGUGGCUGACUAAAUACUUUUUUUCCCCACUGUACAUCUGGGUCCUAUUCAUUAAGCACUAACUAAAAUGUUUUACAACAGAAAGCAGUGUUGUUAUUGGGCACAUUCAGGUAGUGACCUUCCUUUUUAAACACUUUUUUGGGGGGCCUAAUGAACAUGACCCAGGCCAGGCUCAUCGAAGCACAAUAACUUUAGACCAGGCUUUGUCUCUGGUAUUAUUAAAAUGAUAGAAGCAGAUUUGGUUCUGGGUGCUGAGAUUAGACCAGGCACUAAGCUAUGGAGGGUUUUGGAGGGAAUGUUGUUUAGGAGUGUUUAGGAAUGGUUUUAGGAUGGAAUGUUGCUAAUGUAUUACUAGAUCGUAAAGAGAGUUAGCAAGUCCCAUGCAUACAGGAUUCAGUAAGACCCUCCAUAGGUCACCAGGCAUAGAAGUGUAUUUUGGGGUUCCUAGUGUGGGGGAGUGGGGCACUACCACUGGUGGGGGAGAAUGCUGGCACAGACAACAUGGACAGUUCUUAAAGGUGCAAUAUGGAGAUAUCGCUCCACCAUUUCCUGGUUGCUAAACUUGUAGUAGUUCGACUAAUUUCAGUUUAUGUGACAAAACAAGCGGCCAUUGUGUAGAGAAUCAUUGUACCAUCUAAACCGCUGUGAAAUAUAUUUUCCUUAACCAAAAAUAUUGUAUUUCCAGCUGUUUGAAGCUGGUGGACAAAACCAAAAGUAAAAGACGCAAAAACAAAACUUAAGAACGGGAAGCAUAGAAAUAGCGCACAUAGAACAGAUCUACCGCCUUCUUAGACUUGCUUUCAAUGAAAAUGACAGCUCUAUAACUCACAGUUCUAUGUGAAUUUGGUGGGCUCAUCCAAAAAUGUACAUAUUGCAGCUUUAAUCCUUAAGAGUUGAUUGAUGCACCUGUGCGUCAAUCUAAUUAACAUAAUACAAAGAUCCCCAUCAAAAAUCCGUCUGUUUAAGCUAGAGAUAUGUUUUUUUGUAUGGGUUGCAUUUCAAUCCACCGCAUCCGCCGACGUCGUCCUUCCGCAUCUGCGGUGGGAAGUGGCAGAGCUACAGCGCAGGAGACAUCCCGAAAAAUUGGUCUUCUCAUGAAAACGUCUGUAGCAUCCGAUACGGUCUGCAAACUCCAAACCGUUUGGGCUAAAAAACAAAUAUGGAAAGGGGAGACUCUUACGAAGCCGAUGGUGUUCCCCGUUUUGCUUUAUGACCCCUACAAGUGUAACGGGACUCAUUUGAAGGUAACCUGGUACUGGCUUAAAAAAAUGAAUGGAAGUAUGGAAGCAGUUUUGUGCCAACAAAAAAAGGGGGUUAAAUGUGUCAAAAAAUAAAUAUAUAUUUCCUGAGCUUUCGUAUAUCUCGCAUAAACUUUAAAAACCUGAUUCCUUAUGAUUUAUUUUUUGACUGUCUGUUUUGCCAUUUAUGAAUGUGUUAGUCAAUGCAUUUCUAUAGGCUAAAGUAGUAAAGACAAAAUUCAAUAUUUUAUCAAAUAAUUGUUUUAUAUAUAUUUUGUUAUACCUACAGGGGUCCUACAAUUAUAAAUCAAAUAGCUAAAUGAUCCAUGGUAUGACCAUCUUAAAACAAUUCCAUAUGUUAGCUUAGUAGACCCCUAUGGGCCCUGAUCAAAAUAAGUGCACUACAUAGGAAAUAGGGUGCUAUUUGGGACACACAGCCUAACAUUUCCCCGCCUGUCUGAUCUCCCCAUAUCUUCCAGAAAAGAGAUCUCUCAGCACAUCGACAUCGCCCACAACUUCACCCUGACCCGGAGCAGCGUGCGCGUGGGUCAGCUGAUGCACUACGACUACUCCAGCCACAAGUACGUCUUCUCCGUCGGAGAGAACUUCAAGUCCCUGCUCCCCGAGGCCUCCCCCAUCGUCAACAGGCACUACAACGUGUGCGCCGUGGUGGGCAACAGCGGCAUCCUCACAGGGAGUCGCUGCGGCCCCGAGAUCGAGAAGUUUGACUUUGUCUUCCGUUGCAACUUCGCUCCCACCGAGAUCUUCCGCCGGGACGUGGGGCGGAGGACCAACCUCACGACCUUUAACCCCAGCAUCCUGGAGAAGUACUACAACAAUCUGCUGACCAUCCAGGACAGGAACAACUUCUUCCUGAGUCUCAAGAAGCUGGACAGGGCCAUACUCUGGAUCCCUGCCUUCUUCUUCCAUACCUCGGCCACGGUGACCAGGACCCUGGUGGACUUCUUUGUGGAGCACAGAGGACAGCUGAAGGUUCAGCUAGCGUGGCCUGGCAACAUCAUGCAGUACGUCAACCGGUAAGACUGGACACACCUGACUGAUUGGUUUAUUGAUACAUUUAUUGAUUUGUUGAUUGAUUGAUUUGUUGAUUGAGUGAUUGAUUUAUUGGUUGAUUGAUUGAUUGAUUGAUUUUGUUUAUUGUCAUUCAAGAGGAAACACUUAACACCUCAAAAGUUACAUAGAAUCACAACUGGACACACCUAGCAUAGCAUUGGACACACCUAGCAUAGCAUUGGAUACACCUAGCAUAGCACUGGACACACCUAGCAUAGCAUUAGACACCCCUAACUUAGCAUUGAACCAGAGGAGGCAAGUGGGAGGACGGGCUCAUUUUAAUGGCUGGAAUGGAAUAAAUGGAACGGUAUCAAACGCAUCAAACAUACGGAAACAGCAUGUUUGACUCCGUUGCAUUUAUUUUAUUUCACCCCAUUACAAUUAGCCCGUCCUCCUACAGCUUCUCCCACCAGCCUCCUCUGCAUUGGACACACCCAACAUAGCAUUUUGACUUUUGUAUGUUCUUCUCAGAAAUAGAUUAUUAAGAUUUUCUUGCAACAUUGUACAAUUUGUCUUUAUGUCAUGCACACAAUCCAUUCUUCUUACCAUAACCUCUCCCCCAGUAACUGACAUGAAAUGUAGUAAUACCCUAAGGAAAGAACAGCUAUCAUUGACCAACACUAUGCAUAUAUUACCUAGGUCUUCUCGUCUACUCUAAAUGGAUAAGCAGCAUAUUGAGGUUUCCACCUCAUUUCCCAAAACUUUUAAAACACGGAAGCCAAAUGCGGAAACUAUGGAUACAACUUCCUCCGCGCUCGUGCAGUAUCAUAAUUCAUAUGCGCGCCGCUAGAAAUCCCCGCAUUAGCAUGUUUCUGUUAGCUGAUACAUCCUGAAAAAAAGAUAUACCAUAUUACUGGCCUGCUAAUGUGCCUGGACCUUGUAGGAUAAACUGCAGAGAAAAACCCCAUAACUGAUCGAAAUGGUUGCCCAAUCAGGCAGGCUAGAUGCAGUUGAAAAUGCCAGGCUUUUGAGCGGUUAUUCAAAUGAAUAAUAGAAUAAUAACAAUAUUGUUUUGAACGUUUGCUUUGAACUGAUGCCCGACUGAGCGUUCUACUCAAUGCAUCAUCAAUGAGCGCUGAUGAAGAUGUAAUCAAAAGUGCAUUACAAUGGCUUGGAAAUACAAUGACACUCAAAAGGAGGCAAAUAAUUACUAGGAAAAGCUUUUGUCAUCAUUUUUGAUGUCCCUAGAUUGACUUUAGAUGCAGUAUAACGCUAAAAUAGAGGGGAGGCCACCAGGAAAUUAGCUAGCUAACGUUAGCAUUUCUAGCUAUUUUUGACGAACUUUGCUAGCUAAUGACAACAUUGCCAUCUGUCUAAAGUAAAUUUGACGACAUGAUAAUGCUGGCAAUGUUGUUUCCUACUAAAUAUCUGGCUACUUUAGCAAUUUCAUUGUAUUUCCAGGCACUAUAGUGUAAUUUAUACGAAACAGUAGUUAGCCUCCAUCCAGAUUGACUGGGUUUAUCACCACUUUAGGGCACCACUAUGGCAUGACGCGACCGAGUGAUGGAGGUGCAACCUAUGAAUACUAGAGUUUUGUACUCACUUGAAAACAAUAGCAUUCUUCCUUACAUUGUGUUGUUGUAGCCUAGGUAGGAUACAUUUCUUGUCCCUAAAAAACUGAAACAAUAGGGUAGCUUUUUAAGCUGGUAAUCAGGGACUGGGAGAUAGCACACUCAGCGCAGCCUCGGGAGCACACAUAAUGUAGGCUACCUAUGAUUUCGUUAUCUGAUACUUUUUUUUUGUUCGCUGUGUAAAUUCACUGGAUAUAUUCACAUUGACUUUAUGAAUUCUGGGCUAGUAUGCAUACGCUUCUAACUUAGGGUAUAGCUCGAGCCUGUCUGUCUUUGUUCUGUUGCGCAAUUACGCACCUGGCCUCUCCGCUGCCACGGAUACAAAACAUUGUUGGACACUUAUUGUGACUGAUUUUCUUUAGUCUACUAACAGCCUAUUGGAUGAGAGAUACACGCUUGCUCUUCCGUGCAGAAUGUAAAAUACACAAUCGCCGAAUACAACAGGUGUAGUAGACCUUACAGUGAAAUGCUUACUUACAAGCCCUUAACCAUCAAUGCCGUUUUUAAGAAAGAAUACCAAAAAGAAAUCACACAAAAAAAUACAAUAUAAAAUAAUACGAAAUAAAAGUAACAAAUAGUUAAAGAGCAGCAGCAGAAAUAACAAUAGCGAGGCUAUUACAGGGGGUACCGGUACCGAGUCAAUGUGCGGGGGCACUGGUUAGUCGAGGACAAUAUUUAUGGACAAUAAUUGUGUACUCACUUGAUAAUAAUUGUUGUGCUAGCCCAGGUAUAAUAAUGUUAUUGUUUAAAAACGUAGGUCUAAUAAAUAGUGGUGCUGUAAAAACGUGUAGCUGGAGCAGUCUGAGUAGUUGGCUUCUGAGCCGUCACCCGCUAGUGACUGAAUCCCUGAUAUACCUGGUUCUGACUCACUGCAGGCUGUUCGGCAAGAACUUCUCAGUCCAGGACGUUUAUUAUAUUCACCACUACCACACUAUAGUAUUCACACUCAGAAAUCUGUACCUGUGGUUCUAUAAGGGAAUGGAGACAUAUAAACAUAUUAACUAUAGUAAUGCAGCAAUACAACAGGAUCUGUACAUAGCCUGGUAGAAUGGCAUUACAUACAUGGACGUGUAUAAACUCCUUGCUAUAGAGAGAGAUAACUAAUUAUUCUGAAGGCACGAUUUAUAGCCCUCUCUGUCUUAUCUGAUCUAUGUCUGGAUGUAGAUCUUAUCUGAUCUGUGUCUGGUGCCACAGAGUCAUACAUCUUACUGAGGACAGUCUGAAACUUCUAGAAUCAAAUCAAAUCAAAUUUUCUUUGUCACAUGCGCAAAAUACAACAGGUGUAGACCUUACAGUGAAAUGCUUACUUACAAGCCCUUAACCAACAAUGAAGUUUUAAGAAAAAUAAGUGUUAAGUAAAAAAUCGAUUAAAGAGCAGCAGUAAAAUAACAGUGGUGAGGCUAUAUACAGGGGGGUACCGGUACAGAGUCAAUGUGCGGGGGCACCGGUUAGUUGAGGUAAUUGAGGUAAUAUGUACAUGUAGGUAGAGUUAAAGUGACUAUGCAUAGAUAAUAAACAGAGAGUGGCAGCAGCGUAAAAGAGGGGUUGGGGGGGGGGAAGCUGUUAAGAAGCCUUUUGGACCUAUACUUGGUGCUCCAGUACCGCUUGCCGUGCGGUAGCAGAGAGAACAGUCUAUGACUAGGGUGGCUGGAGUCUUUGACAAUUUUGAGGGCCUUCCUCUGACACCGCCUGGUAUAGAGGUCCUGGAUGGCAGGAAGCUUGGCCCCAGUGAUGUACUGGGCCGUACGCACUACCCUCUGUAGUGCCUUGCGGUUGGAGGCCGAGCAGUUGCCAUACCAGGCAGUGAUACAACCAGUCAGGAUGCUCUCGAUGGUGCAACUGUAUAACUUUUGGAAGAUCUGAGGACCCAUGCCAAAUCUUUUCAGUCUCCUGAGGGGGAAUAGGCUUUGUCGUGCCCUCUUCACGACUGUCUUGGUGUGUUUGGACCAUGUAGUUUGUUGGUGAUGUGGACACCAAGGAACUUGAAGCUCUCAACCUGCUCCAGUACAGCCCCGUCGAUGAGAAUGGGGGCAUGCUCGGUCCUCCUUUUCCUGUAGUCCACAAUCAUCUCCUUUGUCUCGGUCACGUUGAGGGAGAGGUUGUUAUCCUGGCACCACACGGCCAGGUCUCUGACCUCCUCCCUAUAGGCUGUCUCAUCGUUGUCGGUGAUCAGGCCCCACUGUUGUGUCGUCAGCUAACUUAAUGAUGGUGUUGAAGUCGUUCCUGGCCAUGCAGUCAUGGGUGAACAGGGAGUACAGGAGGGGACUGAGCACGCACACCUGAGGGGCCCCCGUGUUGAGGAUCAGCGUGGCAGAUGUGUUGUUUCCUACCCUUACCACCUGUGGGCGGCCCGUCAGGAAGUCCAGGAUCCAGUUGCAGAGGGAGGUGUUUAGUCCCAGGGUCCUUAGCUUAGUGAUGAACUUUGAGGGCACUAUGGUGUUGAACGCUGAACUGUAGUCAAUGAAUAGCAUUCUCACAUAGGUGUUCCUUUUGUCCAGGUGGGAAAGGGAAGUGUGGAGUGCAAAAGAGAUUGCAUCAUCUGUGGAUCUGUUGUGGUGGUAUGCAAAUCGGAGUGGAUCUAGGGUUUCUGGGAAAAUGGUGUUGAUGUGAGCCAUGACCAGCCUUUCAAAGCACUUCAUGGCUACAGAUGUGAGUGCUACGGGUCUGUAGUCAUUUAGGCAGGUUACCUUAGUGUUCUUGGGCACAGGGACUAUGGCGGUCUGCUUGAAACAUGUUGGUAUUACAGACUCAGUCAGGGACAGGUUGAAAAUGUCAGUGAAGACACUUGCAAGUUGGUCAGUGCAUGCUCGGAGUACACGUCCUGGUAAUCCGUUUGGCCCUGCGGCCUUGUGAAUGUUGACCUGUUUAAAGGUCUUACUCACAUCGGCUAUGGAGAGCAUGAUCACACAGUCGUCCAGAACAGCUGAUGCUCUCAUGCAUGCUUCAGUGUUGCUUGCCUCGAAGCGAGCAUCGAAGUAAUUUAGCUCGUCUGGUAGGCUUGUGUCACUGGGCAGCUUGCGUCUGUGCUUCCCUUUGUAGUAUUUAAACGUUUGCAAGCCCUGCCACAUCCGACUAGCGUCAGAGCCGGUGUAGUACGAUUCAAUCUUAGUCCUGUGUUGACGCUUUGCCUGUUUGAUGGUUCGUCGGAAGGCAUAGCAAUAUUUUUCUUAUAAGCGUCCGGGUUAGAGUCCCACUCCUUGAAAGCAACAGCUCUACCCUUUAGCUCAGUGCAGAUGUUGCCUGUAAUCCAUGGCUUCUGGUUGGGGUGUGUACGUACGGUCACUGUGGGGACAACGUCAUUGAUGCACUUAUUGAUGAAGCCAGUGACUGAUGUGGUGUACUCCUCAAUGCCAUCGGAAGAAUCCCGGAACAUAUUCCAGUCUGUGCUAGUAAAACAGUCCUGUAGCUUAGCAUCUGCGUCAUCUGACCACUUCUUUAUUGACUGAGUCACUGGUGCUUCCUGCUUUAGAUUUUGCUUGUAAGCAGGAAUCAGAAGGAUAGAAUUAUGGUCAGAUUUGCCAAAUGGAGGGCGAGGGAGAGCUUUGUACGCGUCUCUGUGUAUGGAGUAAAGGUGGUCUAGAGUUUUUUUCCCUCAGGUUGCACAUUUAACAUGCUGGUAGAAAUGAGGUAAAAACGGAUGUACGUUUCCCUGCAUUAAAGUCCCUGGCCACUAGGAGCGCCGCCUCUGGAUGAGCGUUUUCCUGUUUGCUUAUGUACCCAAGAAAGCAAAGGUAACUGAAUGAAAUAACUAUCGCCCUGUAGCACUCACCUCUGUCAUCAUGAAGUGCUUUGAGAGACUAGUCAAGGAUCAUAUCACCUCUACCUUACCUGUCACCCUAGACCCACUUCAAUUUGCUUACCGCCCCAAUAGAUCCACAGACGAUGCAAUCGCCAUCACACUGCACACUGCCCUAUCCCAUCUGGACAAGAGGAAUACCUAUGUAAGAAUGCUGUUCAUUGACUAUAGCUCAGCAUUCAACACCAUAGUACCCUCCAAGCUCAUCAUUAAGCUCAAGGCCCUGGGUCUGAACCCCGCCCUGUACAACUGGGUCCUGGACUUCCUGACGGGCCACCCCCAGGUGGUGAAGGUAGGAAACAACAUCUACACUUCGCUGAUCCUCAACAGUGGGGCCCCACAAGGGUGCGUGCUCAGACCCUUCCUGUACUCCCUGUUCACCCAUGACUGCGUGGCCAAGCACGCCUCAAACUCAAUCAUUUGUUUGCAGAUGACACAACAGUAGUAGGCUUGAUUACCAACAAUGACGAGACAGCCUACAGGGAGGAGGUGAGGGCUCUGGGAGUGUGAUACCAGGAAAAUAACUUCUCACUCAACGUCAACAAAACAAAGGAGAUGAUCGUGGACUUCAGGAAACAGCAGAGGGUGCACCCCCCUAUCCACAUCGACGGGACCGCAGUGUAGAAGGUAGAAAGCUUUAAGUUCCUUGGCGUACACAUCACCGACAAACUGAAAUGGUCCACCCACGCAGACAGUGUGGUGAAGAAGGCGCAACAGAGCCUCUUCAACCUCAGGAGGCUGAAGAAAUUCGGCUUGGCCACCUAAAACCCUCACAAACGUUUACAGAUGCACAAUUGAGAGUAUCCUGUCGGGCUGUAUCACCGCCUGGUAUGGCAACUGCACCGCCCACAACCACAGGGCUCUCCAUAGGGUGGUGCGGUCUGCCGAACGCAUUAACGGGGGCAAACUACCCGCCCUCCAAGACACCUACAGCACCCGAUGUCACAGGAAGGCCCAAAAUAUCAUCAAGGACAUCAACCACCCGAGCCACUGCCUGUUCACCCCGCUAUCAUCCAGAAGGCGAGGUCAGUACAGGUGCAUCAAAGCUGGGACCGAGAGAAUGAAAACCAGCUUCUAUCUCAAGGCCUUCAGACUGUUAAAUAGCUAUCACUAGCACAUUAGAGGCUGCUGCUGCCUAUUGAAAACACUGGCCACUUUAAGAAAUGGAACACUAGUCACUUUAAUAAUGUUUACAUAUCUUGCACUACUCAUCUCAUAUGUAUAUACUGUAUUCUAUUCUAUAAUAUUAUACUGUAUCUUAGUCCAUGCUGCUCUGUCAUUGCUUGUCCAUAUAUGUAUAUAUUCUUAAAUUCCAUUCCUUACUAGUUUUGUGUGUAUUGGGUAUAUGUUGUGAAAUUGUUAGAUAUUACUUGUUAGAUAUUACUGCACUGUCGGAGCUAGAAUCACAAGCAUUUCGCUACACCCGCUAUAACAUCUGCUGAACACGUGUAUGUGACAAAUAAAAUUAGAUUUGGUUUAUGGCCUUAUACAGCUCAUUGAGUGCGGUCUUAGUGCCAGCUUCGGUUUGUGGUGGUAAAUAGACAGCUUCGAAAAUUAUAGAUGAAAACUCUCUUGGGUAAAUAGUGUGGUCUACAGCUUAUCAUGAGAUGCUCUACCUCAGGCGAGCAAAACCUCGAGACUUCUUUAGUAUUAGAUAUCGUGCACCAGCUGUUGUUUACAAAUAUUCACAGACCGCCACCCCUUGUCUUACCGGAGGCAGCUGUUCUAUCCUGCCGAUACAGUGUAUAUCCCGGCAGCUAUAUGUUAUCCAUGUCGUCGUUCAGCCACGACUCGGUGGUACAUAAGAUAUUGCAGUUUUUAAUGUCCCGUUGGUAGGAUAUUCGUGAUCGUAGUUCAUCUAUUUUGUUAUCCAAUGAUUGUACGUUGGCUAAUAGGACUGAUGGUAGAGGCAGAUUACCCACUCGCUGUCGGAUCCUUACAAGGCACCCCGACCUACGUCCCCGAUAUCUCCGUCUCUUUCUCCUGCGAAUGACGGGGAUUUGGGCCUUGUCGGGUGUCUGAAGUAAAUCCUUCGUGUCCGACUCGUUAAAGAAAAAAUCUUCGUCCAGUACGAAGUGAGUAAUCGCUGUCCUGAUAUCCAGAAGCUCUUUUCGGUCAUAAGAGACGGUGGCAGAAACAUUAUGUACAAAAUAUGUUACAAAUAACGCGAAAAAACACACACAAUAGCACAAUUGGUUAGCCAUCUCCUCCGGUGCCAUUUAUAACCAUAUGGUUUAACAGAACUAUGAAAGAAUUAGCGGUGAAGUGCGCAUAUAGCCUAUAGGAAUUAACCAUCUCUAAACAAUCAUGCAUUCAAUGCAAUAUAAACAACGUGCAAAUGGAGUAUCUGAAAUAUUCAAGCUGCAGCAGUACUAUACACCUACAGAUGUAACAAGGUAAUUAGACCUGAAGGUAAUCGCUUACAGUCAAUCAUCAUAAUGUAGGUAACUUAAACCUCCCGACAAUAAACCCCACAACUCACUUCUUGGAUGCAUGCACAAUCUUCCUAAAAUAAACAGUCAAACUUGGUCGCUAACCAGAACUUGCUAAUGGGACUGUGGGGAAAGUCAUGUGCACAGGCGUUGCCUUUUUUUACAGUCUGGCCAUACUAGAGGGGCAGCUGAUAGCCAUUGUCACUUCAGAGAACCAUGGGGGGCCAGGGGGGGUGCACAAUGUUGUGGGAACAGUGUCGAACUCAGCUGGUGCAGGGCCGCUGGGGCCCUUCCAUGGGCGCUGAGUACAAUGCCGGAAUGCUGGCUACAGCUGAAGGAGGUAUCUCGACCUACUGCGGCGGAGGAAUGUGGCACGCCUGCCACAACUGUCUUUGGCAGCUCACUGAGGUUGGUGACUCUUUCACCACUGCUCCCAUAGUGGAACAGGCAGGGACCCCUGGGUGAGGCUCGUCAAGGAUCCGGAGGCAGUGCCCGGCUGGGCCCCAGAGAUGAGGUCAGGCGGUUCCCCAGGUGCGAGGGCCGGAGGGUCCCCAGGUCAAGGAACGGUGGAUCCCCAGGUCAGGGGGCUGAGGGCCUAGCAGGGCAGGAAACCCAGGCCCUGACAGGGCAGGGGACUUGGAACCUACUACUAAGACUGAGGACUGCAAGCCAGGUAUGGUCAUUGUGGCCGCAGGCUGGGACUUGACUGAGGCAGGCUGAACUUCGAAGACAGGACGGGGCUGACACCACCAGGCCGUGGAGGGAGAGGCCCCAACAACUGGGCUGUACUUGACAUCUGCAGUAGCUGCAGGCUGUAGCUCCAUCCUAGGAGCAGGUGAAGAAUCCACCGCUAGCUUGGGCACCAGGCCAAGAGCAGGAAAGGCCGGUGGAGGGUUCCAGGGCAGCAGGCAGUCAAACCUCGGGCACCCGAGCGUCUGCCUCAACCAGCAGGGGCUCCUUAGUCGAGGCUCAGCCUGAGGGGGGUGCAGACAUUGGUGUCGUGGACUGUGCACUCCGGAGUUGAGUUGAUCUGAUGGGGAACUAGUCCGCACUGGACAGCAGAAGCGGAUCCGGCGCUCUGGUGGCUUGGGUAGGGGGGACAUAACACAGUGUCGGUCUGGGGAGCAGCUGGGCCAGCUCGGGGGAGAAGUGGCGCUCCCGAUACUCUGGUAAAUGCGACGUAGGCUCUGCCAGGGGGACCUGAAGCGACGACGAUCUGGUGAAUAACUGGGCCACCUAGGGACAUAGUGGAAGUACCAACAGUCUCGUGAAGGUGGUAAAUGCGCUGGCUGGGGAGGCCUGGAGUAGUGUCUGUCAGGGGAGUAGCCGGGCCGACUCGGGGAGUUUCCGCUGUAGUGGCGCUCCCGUGGCGGUGACGAUGGCUCUAGCCGGAGAGGCCUAGAGCGGUGGUGGGCAGGAGAGUAGCAGCGGUACCGGUGCUCCCGCUGCCGGGAGGUUCUAGAAUACGCCAUCCUGAUCUCUUGCUGCGCUCCUCGUAUUCUCUCAGCAGCUCCCAACUGGUGAGGGUGUGGUCACUCGCUGACCACUGAGGAGGCUUGGAGCAGGGCUGGUCGACUGUAGGAUGAGAGAGGUGCAUAAGGCCUCGCAGCCAUGGCUUAACAGUUGUGGGAACUAUGAAAGAACAGUGGUAAAGUGCGCCUACAUAUACAAUAACAUCUACUGCAAAAUACAUUCAAUGCAAUACAGGCACUUAUAAAACGACCUGCACAAUAUACAAGCUGUAGCAAGUACUAAACAGCUACAGCUACAGAUGUAACAAGGUAAUUGCUUGCAGUCAAUCCCCGUAACGUAGCAUUAACCCUCCCGACAAUAAACCCCACAACUCACUUCUUGGACACGUUGCACAAUCUUCCUAAAAUAAACACAGUCAACUUGGUCGCUAACCAGAACUUGCGUUUUCUUCUUCCGGGCGACUAAAAGUACUGACCUGGAGUGGGGAGGGGUCAGAGUACAAAUGUGCAUUCGGGCACGCUGAUUGGUGGAAACCAGGAGGCAGUAAUAGACAGCUGAGAAGGGGAGAAAUCACACCAAUAGUGUUCAACUGCAGCCUCCAAUUCGGGGUGGUCCUGCGUUUCCCUCGAGGAUCCCAUUGGUUCCUCCUUCAUGAACCACCCCCCCCCCUCCCCCCUCCCCUCGAGGAUCCCAUUGGUUCCUCCUUCAUGAACACCCCCUCCCCCCCCCCCCCCCUCCCCUCGAGGAUCCCAUUGGUUUCUCCUUCAUGAACAUCUUGAUGCUUGUGACACUUUUGAAUGUGGGUCAAAAGGGAAAUGAAAGUAUUAUCUGAGCCGUUAGACGGUGUCAGUUGCUCCAGUCUGUCGAACACCUGCCUUCGCCAUCGUUAACAGAACUGAGGGAAAACAGUGCCCGACAGGCGGAGGCGAAGGACACCGUCUACCGGUCGCUCCCGCUUCCCUCUAGCAUAGCAGGCGGGAGGCUGGGGCGACACUGUGUGUUAGCUAACUAGCAUGCUAACAUUUUCACAACAGAACCAUCCUACUAGUAGGUCUAGCUAACAUUAUUAUCACAACAGAACUAGCCUAGGUCUAGCUAACGUUAGAGACCUUGAAUUAAAUCAAUAUAAAAUUACACUUAUACACUUACAUUUAUACUUGUUUACUUGACUUUUAUGCUCUAUAAAUUGAGUCCUUCAAAUAAUUGACUCUGGCACGUUUGCCACCGGCGCACUGCAGUAGGGAAGUAAAGAGGAAGUGAAUCCAUCACUUCCGUUGUUUGGCUGUUGUCUAACAUUCCAAAUGAAGUGGAUAGUAUAUAUUUUACCUUUAUUUAACUAGGCAAGUCAGUUAAGAACAAAUUGUUAUUUACAAUGACGGCCUACACCGGCCAAACCCGGACGACGCUGGGCCAAUUGUGCGCCGCCCUAUGGGACUCCCAAUCACGUCCGGUUGUGUUAGAGCCUGGAAUCGAACCAGGGGGUCUGUAGUGACGCCUCAAGCACUGAGAUGCAGUGCCUUAGACCGCUGCGCCACUCGGGAGCCCAUAUGAUAUGGAGAGAGAGGGAUUUAGAACGGGAAGCUGCCUGCUUGUAAGGAGAUAUCUGUCUGUGAAUGGGUCUGGUACAGAGUUCUGUCUGUGAAUGGGUCUGGUACAGAGUUCUGUCUGUGAAUGGGUCUGGUACAGAGUUCUGUCUGUGAAUGGGUCUGGUACAGAGAUAGACAUAUGAAGAGGGGCUUAAUUUACCCCUGGCUUGCUGUUGCUUCUAGAAGAGACUGGAGAUGAGUCCCAAAUGGCACCCUAUUCCCUAUAUAGUGCACUACCAGAGCCCUGUGGGCCUUUGUCAAAAGUAGUGUGCUAGAAAGUGAAUAGGGUGCUAUUUGGGAUUCAGACUGGUUGUACUGUAAUCUCCCUCAAUCCCAUUAAAGUAACCUUCUCGCACAGAAUUACUCCAUUUUAACAAGCUCAGUCCGCAUUAAGACGACAGUGUCUAUUGUGUCCAUUGUUGAGGGGCCAAUUUUAUUUUGUGAUAAAGCAUCAAUCGUUUUUAAUUGGUUUUCAACUUAAUACUGCAGCAUGUACAGCACUCACACACACACACACACACACACACACACACACACACACACACACACACACACACGCAAACACAAACGCACACACACACACACAUAAACACAUACACACACAUAAACACACACACGCACACACACACACACAUAAACACACACACACACACAUAAACACAUACACACACACAUAAACAUAUACACAUAAACACAAACACACACACAUAAACACACACACACAUACAUACACACAUAAACACACACACACACACACACAAUCAUAAAAACACGCACACACAUAAGCACACACACACACACACACACAUGAACACACACACACACACACACAUAAACACACACACACACACAUAAACACACACACACAUUGUCAUGGCUUAACCUAUGUAAUCGUUUCACUGUGUUCCUAACCAUACUAUAUAACCAUGCCUGUUCACUUGGUGUAGAUACUGGAAUCUUCUUCUUCUUCUUCUGUGUUCCUAACCGUCCUAACAGUAACCGUCCUAACAGUAACCGUCCUAACAGUAACCAUCCUAACAGUAACCAUUCCAACAGUAACCAUCCUAACAGUAACCAUCCUAACAGCUAACCUCCAACAGUAACCGUCCUAACCAGUAACCCUAACAGUAACCAUCCUAACAGUAACCAUCCUAACAGUAACCAUCCUAACAGUAACCGUCCUAACAGUAACCAUCCUACAACACUAACCGUCCUAACAGUAACCAUCCUAACAGUAACCGUCCUAACAGUAACCAUCACUAACACAGUAACCAUCCUAACAGUAACCAUCCUAACAGUAACCGUCCUAACAGUAACCGUCCUAACAGUAACCAUCCUAACAGUAACCAUCCUAACAGUAACCAUGCUAACAGUAACCGUCCUAACAGUAACCGUCCUAACAGUAACCGUCCUAACAGUAACCAUCCUAACAGUAACCAUCCUAACAGUAACCGUCCUAACAGUAACCGUCCUAACAGUAACCGUCCUAACAGUAACCGUCCUAACAGUAACCGUCCUAACAGUAACCAUCCUAACAGUAACCGUCCUAACAGUAACCAGUCCUAACAGUAACCAUCCUAACAGUAACCGUCCUAACAGUAACCGUCCUAACAGUAACCGUCUAACACGUAACCCGUCACUCAACAGUAACCAUCCUAACAGUAACCAGUCCUAACAGUAACCGUCCUAACAGUAACCGUCCUAACAGUAACCGUCCUAACAGUAACCACUCCUAACAGUAACCAUCUAACAGUAACCGUCCUAACAGUAACCGUCCUAACAGUAACCAUCCUAACAGUAACCAUCUAACAGUAACCAUCCUAACAGUAACCUCCUAACAGUAACCGUCCUAACAGUAACACGUCCUAACAGUAACCGUCCUAACAGUAACCAUCUAACAUAACCAUCCUAACAGUAACCAUCCUAACAGUAACCCGUCCUAUCACGUAACCGUCCUAACAGUAACCGUCCUAACAGUAACCUCCUAACAUAACCUCCUAACAGUAACCGUCCUAACAGUAACCUCCUAACAGUAACCGUCCUAACAGUAACCGUCCUAACAGUAACAUCCUAACUAACCAUCCUAACAGUAACCAUCCUAACAGUAACCAUCCUAACAGUAACCAUGCUAACAGUAACCAUCCUAACAGUUAACCGUCCUAACAGUAACCGUCUAACGUACCCCUAACAUACCUCCUAACGUAACCGUCCUAACAGUAACCGUCCUAACAGUAACCUCCUAACAGUAACCAUCCUAACAGUAACCAUCCUAACAGUAACCAUCUAACAGUAACCAUCCUAACAGUAACCAUGCUAACAGUAACCAUCCUAAACCGUCUACGUAACCGUCCUAACAGUAACCGUCCUAACAUUUAACCGUCUAACAGUAACCGUCCUAACAGUAACCGUCCUAACAGUAACCAGUCCAACAGUAACCAUCCUAACAGUAACCAUCCUAACAGAAACCUUUCUAACAGUAACCAUCCUAACAGUAACCUUUCCUAACAGUAACCUCCAACAGUAACCAUCCUAACAGUAACCAUCCUAACAGUAACCGUCCUAACAGUAACCAUUCCAACAGUAACCAUUCCAACAGUAACCAUCCAAACAGUAACCAUUCCAACAGUAACCAGUCCUAACAGUAACCAUUCCUAACAGUAACUCAUCCUAACAGUAACCUUUCCAACAGUAACCUCCAACAGUAACCAUCCAACAGUAACCAUUCAACAGUAACCAUUCCAACAGUAACCUUUCCAACAGUAACCAUCCAACAGUAACGUCCAACGUAACCAUUCCAACAGUAACCAUUCCAACAGUAACCAUUCCAACAGUAACCAUUCCAACAGUAACCAUUCCAACAGUAACCAUUCCUAACAGUAACCAGUUCCAACAGUAACCAUUCCAACAGUAACCAUCCUAAACAGUAACCAUUCCAACAGUAACCAUCCUAACAGUAACCAUCCAACAGUAACCAUCCUAACAGUAACCUUCCAACAGUAACCAUCCUAACAGUAACCAUCCAACAGUAACCAUUCAACAGAACCAUUCCUAACAGUAACCAUUCCAACAGUAACCUCCAACAGUAACCAUUCCAACAGUAACCUUUCCAUACAGAACCACUCCAACAGUAACCAUUCAACAGCCUUAAUCCAUCCAACGUAACAUUCAACGUAACCUGUCUCACGACCAUUCCAACAGUAACCAUUCAACAGUACCUUCCACGGAACCUUCAAUAAGGAACAUCCAACAGUAACAUUCCAACAGUAACCAUUCCAACAGUAACCAUUCCAACAGUAACCAUUCCAACAGUAACCAUUCCAACAGUAACCAUUCCAACAGUAACCAUUCCAACAGUAACCAUUCCAACAGUAACCAUUCCAACAGUAACCAUUCCAACAGUAACCAUUCCAACAGUAACCAUUCCAACAGUAACCAUUCCAACAGUAACCAUUCCAACAGUAACCAUUCCAACAGUAACCAUUCCAACAGUAACCAUUCCAACAGUAACCAUUCCAACAGUAACCAUUCCAACAGUAACCAUUCCAACAGUAACCAUUCCAACAGUAACCAUUCCAACAGUAACCAUUCCAACAGUAACCAUUCCAACAGUAACCAUUCCAACAGUAACCAUUCCAACAGUAACCAUUCCAACAGUAACCAAUUCUAACCCUGUCUGUCUGUUGGUGUCUGUUAGAUACUGGAAGACCAAGCAGCUGUCACCGAAGCGUCUGAGCACGGGGAUCCUCAUGUACACUCUGGCCUCAUCCAUGUGUGAGGAGAUCCACCUGUACGGCUUCUGGCCCUUUGGCUGGGACCCCAACACGGGCAAGGAGCUGCCCUACCACUACUACGACAAGAAGGGUACCAAGUUCACCACCAAGUGGCAGGAGUCCCACCAGCUGCCAGCAGAGUUCAAACUACUCUAUAAGAUGCACACGGAGGGACUUAUCAAACUAACGCUCUCACAUUGUGCCUAG
Molecule: messenger RNA, 19624 nt
Organism: Coregonus sp. 'balchen'
Lineage: Eukaryota; Metazoa; Chordata; Actinopteri; Salmoniformes; Salmonidae
Source: the annotation of a GenBank genome assembly